Molecule: messenger RNA, 3247 nt
Organism: Mus musculus (house mouse)
Lineage: Eukaryota; Metazoa; Chordata; Mammalia; Rodentia; Muridae
Gene: Pdgfd
Product: platelet-derived growth factor, D polypeptide
Exons: 7
Coding region: 310-1422 (370 amino acids)
Biological process (GO): cellular response to transforming growth factor beta stimulus; cellular response to platelet-derived growth factor stimulus; positive regulation of monocyte extravasation
Cellular component (GO): membrane; extracellular region
Molecular function (GO): growth factor activity
Source: RefSeq, marked validated
GCUGUGACGCCGGCUCCCUGCAGCCUGUGCUGCAGCCGCUGUCCACCGGAGGGGGGCGAAUCCACGUCAACCUGUUGUUUGCCCAGCUCCUAUUGAUCAAGUCAGAGCUACAAGGAAAUGCGGCACACACACGCGCUUGGAAAGUUUAGCUUACAGGAAGUUUUGGGAGAGCAGCGCCAGUAACUGGGCGGCCGGGACAACACAGGCGGUGAAGGCGAGGGACUGUGCAGUAGAAAUCCGCCGACUCAACCCUUUGGGCUUUAUUUAUUUACUUUUGGAGCAACGCGAUCCCUAGGUCGCUGAGCCCAAAUGCAACGGCUCGUUUUAGUCUCCAUUCUCCUGUGCGCGAACUUUAGCUGCUAUCCGGACACUUUUGCGACUCCGCAGAGAGCAUCCAUCAAAGCUUUGCGCAAUGCCAACCUCAGGAGAGAUGAGAGCAAUCACCUCACAGACUUGUACCAGAGAGAGGAGAACAUUCAGGUGACAAGCAAUGGCCAUGUGCAGAGUCCUCGCUUCCCGAACAGCUACCCAAGGAACCUGCUUCUGACAUGGUGGCUCCGUUCCCAGGAGAAAACACGGAUACAACUGUCCUUUGACCAUCAAUUCGGACUAGAGGAAGCAGAAAAUGACAUUUGUAGGUAUGACUUUGUGGAAGUUGAAGAAGUCUCAGAGAGCAGCACUGUUGUCAGAGGAAGAUGGUGUGGCCACAAGGAGAUCCCUCCAAGGAUAACGUCAAGAACAAACCAGAUUAAAAUCACAUUUAAGUCUGAUGACUACUUUGUGGCAAAACCUGGAUUCAAGAUUUAUUAUUCAUUUGUGGAAGAUUUCCAACCGGAAGCAGCCUCAGAGACCAACUGGGAAUCAGUCACAAGCUCUUUCUCUGGGGUGUCCUAUCACUCUCCAUCAAUAACGGACCCCACUCUCACUGCUGAUGCCCUGGACAAAACUGUCGCAGAAUUCGAUACCGUGGAAGAUCUACUUAAGCACUUCAAUCCAGUGUCUUGGCAAGAUGAUCUGGAGAAUUUGUAUCUGGACACCCCUCAUUAUAGAGGCAGGUCAUACCAUGAUCGGAAGUCCAAAGUGGACCUGGACAGGCUCAAUGAUGAUGUCAAGCGUUACAGUUGCACUCCCAGGAAUCACUCUGUGAACCUCAGGGAGGAGCUGAAGCUGACCAAUGCAGUCUUCUUCCCACGAUGCCUCCUCGUGCAGCGCUGUGGUGGCAACUGUGGUUGCGGAACUGUCAACUGGAAGUCCUGCACAUGCAGCUCAGGGAAGACAGUGAAGAAGUAUCAUGAGGUAUUGAAGUUUGAGCCUGGACAUUUCAAGAGAAGGGGCAAAGCUAAGAAUAUGGCUCUUGUUGAUAUCCAGCUGGAUCAUCAUGAGCGAUGUGACUGUAUCUGCAGCUCAAGACCACCUCGAUAAAACACUAUGCACAUCUGUACUUUGAUUAUGAAAGGACCUUUAGGUUACAAAAACCCUAAGAAGCUUCUAAUCUCAGUGCAAUGAAUGCAUAUGGAAAUGUUGCUUUGUUAGUGCCAUGGCAAGAAGAAGCAAAUAUCAUUAAUUUCUAUAUACAUAAACAUAGGAAUUCACUUAUCAAUAGUAUGUGAAGAUAUGUAUAUAUACUUAUAUACAUGACUAGCUCUAUGUAUGUAAAUAGAUUAAAUACUUUAUUCAGUAUAUUUACUGAAGUCCCCUAGAGGCAAAUGAUAUUACUUGAUAUUUUGCUAAAAUAAGGGAAUGUGUCAAGCAUAUAAAAUAUCUUUCAAAAAUUCAAAAGGUAAGUUUAUUCUAAAGCUUUGUAUGACAAAAUAUAUCAGAUUUUGCUCACUUAAAGAAGGCACUUGUCCAUUAAAUGAAAGAUGAGACUUUCUUCUGUGAAUAAAUCUAAUUAUGUGAAGACAAAUACAUAGUUUCUGGCAAUAAAAACAAGUUUUGAAAUAUUUUCUUCAUGAGAUGUACUACUCACCUACCAAUGUGGACAGUUAUUAUCUGUCUCCACAACUAUGCCAAAGUAAUACAGGAUAUUUAACAAUCAAGUCAAUCAAGUCAUUAAGUCCUCUUCCAUGUAUUUUCUCAAUGCAAGCUAAGUAACUGAGCACCCUUCUCAAUGAAUUGCUCAGGGACUUGUGGUGAUAAUUGGCAAGAGAUAUUCAAUAGGCAAGCAAUAGGUUGCUGUAGAAUUUUUGAAUUUUUUUUUUUAUUUUAAAGUCUGCAGAAAAGCAAGUGUUUUCAGGAAGAACAUGAUAUUUAUUACACAUGAGCCUUUAAAUAUGGUAGUCAUGGCAAGACUUGGGUGAUAGAAAGUCAGAAAUAAGCAAAUGUUGACAUAACUGGAAAUCAAAUGGGCUGUUUGAUAAGGUCUACAUUUAAAAGUGGGUCAAAAUCUUCUAAACUGUGCCAAUAAUUUUUCUGUGUUUUGCUCUUGCAUUUCUAUCUUUUCAAUAUAUACACAUAAACUUAUAUUGUGCUAUAUGAGACAAGCUAUCAUGGAAUAUUUAUAGCCUAAAAUAUUUAUGUAUUAACAAAACAACUAGAGCCAGCUAAGUUGUGGAGGCACAGAUUUGGUCCUGCUGUUCCACUGGAAAGCUUUUUGUUCUGAUUUUUAGGAGUGAGUUAAGUUUCCCCAGUGGUGCCUCUAUAUCUUUUCUAAAGAGAUUGAGUCCAGAAACAGGAAGUUGCUCAUUGUUCUCCAAACAAAAUGUUUAGGAGGGAAUCCUGAAGUCAAGUUAACUUGGUUCUGCUACUAGGAAACUAUAUUUUUCUUCCUGCCUUUAGAGUAGAAAAGAAAACUGAUUUAUUCGGUGAGUCUAACACUACCCUGAGCACAAAGUGUUUUUUUUUUCUGAAUCUGUGCACAGGCCCCUUUGGUCUGGUGUCAGAUGAAUAGCUUAUACACACUUACAUUGCUAAGGAUGAUGCUGUCUAAGCCAAGUUAUCAGCUGUGUGCUCAACAAAUCUAUGCUUACUGACACAUAUAUUCUAAAGGUUCUAUGCAGUCAAUUACCUGCCAGUUCUACUUAAAUGAUUAUUAAAAUUAAAUAGUAUAUUGUUGUCAAGCAUGCCACAGAACAAUAAGAAGUAAGCCAGGCCCAAUUUGCAAGCUUCCUGUGAAACAAUGGCUCCUAUAAAAAACACCAAAAUGUACAUUAUCUUACUCACUUGUAAAGGGCACAGAUCAAUCAUAACUGUACAUAUGAAAUGUUAGAGGGUUUUUUCAAUAAACCUUCUAGGUGGUGAUAACCAA